AUGGACGAUCCGAUGCCAAUGACGUUAAGUUUGCCAACACAAAAUACGCAAAAUUUCGAUGGAACAGAUGAUGAUGCAGAUAUUAAUCAACGAUCAGAUGUAUGGGGUCGGCUAUUAUCUAUGAAUAAACUCUUUUCGCCUCUAAGCUUGAGCGAACAAGAGUAUUCCUUCGGGCGUGGAAAAACUUGCUCAAUCAAGUUUGAUUCCGGUGAAAUUCAAACGACGAAAUAUUAUCCAACUUACUCGUCUGUGCAUUUCAAGAUCAUUCAUGAUGAAAUCAAAAACUAUGUAUAUCUAGAAGAUUUAUCAUCGAAUGGCACGUAUGUUAAUGGAGAGAAAAUCGGAAAGAAUAAAAAACAAAUCUUAGAAAAUAACGCUGAAAUCGCUCUAUCGUCCAAAACGCAUCGCGUGUAUAUCUAUAUGGAUGCAAAUGCAUCAGAAGAUACUUCAAUUCCAGCUGUGAUCAAACAGAAAUACAUUGUUUCAAAACCAAUUGGGCGUGGUGCCUAUGGCGAAGUGAAAUUAUGCUUCUUACGAGAUACUUGUGAUCGUUAUGCUAUGAAGAUUAUUGCCAAGAAAACGUUUACACAUCUUGGUCCACAAGCUCUAGUGUUCAAUCAACAAAUCAAAAGUGAAUGCUCAAUCUUACAACGUUUAAACCAUCCAUGUAUCAUUCGUAUUCAUGACGUUCAUGAAACUCACGAUGCACUUUACAUCAUACUUGAAUUAGUUGAAGGUGGUGAGUUGUUCGAUCGAAUUGUAGCUCAUGGUCAGUUCGAUGAAAGUACAAGUAAAUUUCUCUUUCGUCAAAUGUGCAUCGGGGUGAAAUAUCUCCAUGACAGCUCAAUAACACAUCGUGAUUUGAAACCGGAGAAUGUUUUGUUGACAUCACCAGAAACGACUGAAGCAUUAAUUAAAAUAACUGAUUUUGGUCUAUCCAGAUUAAUCAACGAAACAUCGUUGAUGAAAACAUUCUGUGGAACACCAAAUUAUCUCGCACCGGAGAUUUUAGCAAGUCGUGGCGAAGGAAGCUAUACAAAUAAAGUCGAUGUUUGGAGUUUAGGUGUUAUUUUAUACAUAUGCUUAGUUGGCUAUCCACCUUUUAGUGAAUCGCCUGAUUCGUUACCUUUAACUGAACAAAUUCUCAAAGGUCUUUAUACAUUUCCUGAUGAAUUCUGGUCAGAUGUUUCCGAUGUUGCCAAAGAUCUCAUUCGCCAAAUGAUGUGUGUUGAUCCAAACAAACGAUUGACUAUAGCCGGUGUACUUCAACAUCCAUGGUUAGCAAAUGAUCAUGAAAAUACGAAUCGCGUUGAGAAAAUUGUGAAUGUCCAGCUCCCGCCCGUAAAGACAUGUAAACGCUCUGCGACCAAUGAUGACUCCGCUAUGGAUCAAGAUACUGAUGUACUGUCAACAGGUUCGAUUUCAAAUGGAAGAGCCAAACGUAUAAAACAUUAA
Messenger RNA from Adineta ricciae, 1455 nucleotides. The record is from the annotation of a GenBank genome assembly. Lineage: Eukaryota; Metazoa; Rotifera; Eurotatoria; Adinetida; Adinetidae.